Molecule: messenger RNA, 1734 nt
Organism: Heterobasidion irregulare TC 32-1
Lineage: Eukaryota; Fungi; Basidiomycota; Agaricomycetes; Russulales; Bondarzewiaceae
Exons: 5
Coding region: 1-1734 (577 amino acids)
Source: RefSeq, a predicted model, not a curated record
AUGCCGGACACGCUUGCCAAAGACGACCUCAUCGACUUUCUCCAACAGCCUCUCGUUAAGUCACUUCUUGCCAUCCAUCCGAAUGAUAUCCUUGCGUCUGAAGAAUUUCGGUGCCCGGAUACUUGGAAGCCCUGGUGGACCUGGGCAGCUGCGCUCUCUCCUGAUGGAGAGCCCCCUUGGAUCUCCUUGCUGCACGUAGCGCGCGAUCACAGCGAAUCCUCCCUCGACGAAGAACAUAAGAUCUCCGCAUAUAUUCCAUCAGCACUCUCAGACUUGGUGAAUGCUGCGACACAUCUGCAGUUAAACCGUACUCCAGUGAACUGGUCGGCGCAAAAUAAAGAUUCCAUCUCGGUGACAGCUUCGAAUGAUACUCUUCAUUCGUCCCAUCCAACCGGUCCUUCAUCACGCCAAGUGGCGUGGACCCAGAUGUCUGUCCAUCGACUGUCACCACUAUCAGACAAUGCGAAUGUCAAACGCGUUCCUUCUGGCAUGUCGCCCAAAAAGGCUCAUGAGGUUUCUCGAAUGAGCAGCUAUAUCUAUCACCUUGUCUCUUCGUCACCCGCGCUUGGAGGCGUAAAACACGUCGUAGAUGUUGGUGCAGGUCAAGGGUAUCUCUCGCGUGCUCUACGUGACCUUGGAUUUCACGUACUUGCUCUCGACGGCAGCGUCAUACAGACGUCAGGUGCCGAGCAACGGCUGACAAAAGAGCAAGCGAAAGGCGUCAAAAGACAGUGGAGCGAACAGGAAGCAUCCCCGACGUCGUCCGUGACGGAUAUCUAUUCACUUGAGGCUGGGUCUCUUACUCACAAGACCGUCUUCAUCACCGCUGAAACGCUUCAGCACUCUGUUACCGCAUGGCUCUGUGAACCGAACAACGGCUCGCCUGAUAAACGCCUAGAGCCCGUUCCAGUCCUGAUCGUGGCGCUCCAUGCCUGCGGAACCUUGACCCCAGACAUAUUCCGUACAUUCCUCGCGCUUCAUAGGAAAUGCGACAUUCAGGGUACAAUUAUCUGGGCUCCAAGAGCGGCUGUGGUGGUGGGGUGCUGCUAUAAUUUGAUGUCUAUAGAAUCCGAUUUUCCCCUCUCCCGCGCAUUCAGCCACUGCCCGCCCCUCACGUCAUCGCAUCUCCAACUCGCCACCCAGACGCCGGCUCACUGGCUGGACAGCCCCGCCUCUCAUGCUUCUGCCAAACUCGCGGUGAGAAAGGUGGCGUUCCGCGCACUGCUCGAGGCAUAUCUUCCGCCUACGCGAAACACGGACAUCGUCGAUGAGCCCACAACAAAUGCUACAGACGGGACGGGACGUAAAGAGCGAACUGAAGUGCCGAAAAAACGCCUCGGUCGUCUCCCGGACAGCGCCUAUGCUUCGUUCUCACACUUCCUUUCGCGUGCCUCUGAGAGGAUGGGAGUAGGGAUUGAUCUCGCGACUUCACCUUUUCGCGACAGAAUACAGGCUUUUGAAGGCACUUCACCGCACGAGUCUUUCCAGCUUGAAGGUGUGGAACGUCAACUCGAAGUCCUACAUGUUCUUCGAUGCAUUAUUGGCCCAUGCGUCGAAAGCUUAAUUCUUAUGGACAGAGUUCAGUGGCUUCAAGAGGGUCUCCAAAAGGACACGACGGAAGUUAAAGCCCGGUGGGAUGUCCAAAUGGUCGGGUUGUUCGAUCAGGCCGCUGGGAGUGCAAGAAACUUCGCCCUAGCGGUGACUCCAGAUGAGGAGAAUAUGCGCACGAUAUGA